GACUGCGCCUGCCUCAAGGUGAAGGGGCGGACCGUCACGCUGUACAGGGAGCACGGCCUGCCCCGCCCCGCUGCCAGCUUCCGGGAGGAGGAGGAGCAGCCGGACACCUCCGGACCCCUGCCCACCGGCCUGGGGAGCAGCGCAGGAGGGGGAGGCACUGCUGCCUCCACCACCGCCACCACCACCGGAACCACUACAAGCAGCAGCAGCAGCACCCCUGCCGCCGACGCUGCUCCCAGCAGCAGGGAUGCGCCUGAUGCUGCUGCUGCUUCCGCCGCAGGGGGACAACAGCAGCAGCAGCAGCAGGACCAGGAGGCGGUUUCGGAGGGGCGGGAAGGCAGCAGCAGCAGCGGUGAGUUGUCAGGCAAGGG
This is a messenger RNA of Astrephomene gubernaculifera, 371 nucleotides long. Lineage: Eukaryota; Viridiplantae; Chlorophyta; Chlorophyceae; Chlamydomonadales; Astrephomenaceae. The record is from the annotation of a GenBank genome assembly.